Molecule: messenger RNA, 1996 nt
Organism: Maniola jurtina (meadow brown)
Lineage: Eukaryota; Metazoa; Arthropoda; Insecta; Lepidoptera; Nymphalidae
Product: protein I'm not dead yet-like
Exons: 15
Coding region: 104-1780 (558 amino acids)
Biological process (GO): monoatomic anion transmembrane transport; citrate transport
Cellular component (GO): membrane
Molecular function (GO): citrate transmembrane transporter activity; succinate transmembrane transporter activity
Source: RefSeq, a predicted model, not a curated record
UCUAAGAUGUCUUCUAUAAUAUUUGAGUUGAAUUAUUAUUCAUACCAAUAAAAAUAAAUAAUAUUAAUUAAUUAAAUUGAUAAUUACUGCACAUAAAUUAAAAAUGUUUUCAUCAGGCCAAGAACCACGCUUAACUAACAAGGAUAAGUUGAAACUAUUUUUUUUAGUACAUUGGCGAGGAAUUCUUUGUGUGGUUGUUCCUAUUCUUUUCAUUGUCAUGUUAUUGCCUUUCCCUCCUCAGCCAUACCAAUGGACCGCUUACUGCUUAGCGGUUAUGGCUGUAUUCUGGGUAUCUGAAUGUAUUCCUUUAGCUGUAACAUCGUUCUUGCCGAUUAUUAUCUUCCCAUUGGCUGGGGUUUCUGGCACAGUGGAAGUUUGCAAAUGCUAUGUUAAUGAUUCUCUAAUGAUGUUUCUGGGAAGUUUAAUUUUGGCAUACUCCGUUGAGCAGUGUGGCUUGCACGAACGAUUGGCUUAUAUAGCGAUUCGAUCCAUUGGAUAUUCACAUGUCAGGUUGUUAAUAGCAAUGUGUGUUGUAACAACUUUCGUCUCCAUGUGGAUCACUAAUACGGCUGCCACCACAAUGAUGGUCCCUAUCAACUUUGCUGUGUUGAAAGUCUUUGAAGAUCAAAAACUAUUACAAAUAUAUGAGACAACAAGCGAUGGAGAAAAGAUUGCAUCUGAUAUAACAACAUGCUACUUUUGCGUCGCGACCUACUCUGCAACAAUCGGUGGCAUCGGAACUCUGGUUGGAACGGCAACUAAUUUAGUAUUUAAGGGGCUAUUCGUCACGGCAUACCCAGAAGCUCCUGAAUAUUUGUCAUUUCCGAAGUUCUCCGCAUUCGGAGUUCCGUACAUGAUACUUUUGGCUGCAUUUAUGCUAGUUAAUAUGUUAAUAAUGUAUGUUGGAUUUCUAAGACCUAAAAGUGAAGUUGCUAAGAAAAACAAAAUUACGCCGGAAGGUUUGGCGGCAGCUAAAUUAGCUGUAGAGACUAAUUAUGCUAAAUUAGGUCCAGUUUCAUUUUGGGAAGGAAUGGUCAUCUUGUUAUUUGGCGGAGCCAUGGUAGGGUUUUUCUGUCGUUCGCCGCAGAUAUUCACUGGAUGGGGAGAUUUAAUAAAAGAUUAUUUCGAUUUGACAGAUGCUAAGUACGUUCGAGAUUCAGCUCUAGCCGCUCUUGUUUCGUUUCUAAUGUUCCUUUUACCAUCGAAUCUUUCAUUUUUCCGGAACUGCAAAGCGAAAUUCUAUGAAGAUUUCCCGAAGGAAAGAAUAAGGUCCGUACUUGAUUGGAAGAGCAUGAUAUCUGCAUUGCCUUAUAGUUUUACUUUUCUUCUCGGCGGUGGUUUUGCUUUAUCCGAUGCAGCUAAAAAAACUGGAUUAAAUGAUAAAAUAGGAGACUCCUUACAGCAACUGAAAUUUUUACCGAACAUAUUAAUUCUUUUGAUAGUGAUUAUAUUUGUUAUUAUGCUGACAAAUAUCGCAUCAAACGUGGCCACUGCUAACGUACUUUGCCCAAUAAGUAUGACGUUGGCCAAGGAAAUCGGUGAAAAUCCACUCUGGUAUGUAAUAGCCAGUGGAUUCUCAUCAUCUUACUGCUUUAUACUUCCAAUAGGAACGCCAGGCAACUUGAUUGUACAGAGUGCUGCUAAGAUACCUACGGUGAAAAUGAUAAAAGCUGGUGUGGGACCUACAAUAUCAACAACAAUUAUAACUUGGCUCGCUGUAUACUUCUACGCUCCUAUAAUUUGGCCUGAUCUUCACAGUCUUCCCGAUUGGGUUAAAUAGUCACUUAACUAUACGCAAAAUGAUUUUUGACAGUUUUUGUUAAGACAAUAUGUCAAAAAUUUAACAAGUCGGUAUUAAUGAAGAUUGUUUUAAGCAUUAAUUUUAACUGGAGAUUUGUUUAGUGUUAAACAGUAUUAUUUUGUUUUGCUUAAGAGAUUUAGAGUUUAGUUUGCACAAUUUUUCACAAAAACAAUAUUUACUAUAGCUAUUAAUUAA